UUCUCUGUUUGAAUCUAUUGCCUUUUUUCCUCACACAGUACAUGCCUUUGUAAUAUUUAAAUGUACUCAUAACAAUGUGUGUUUAGCAUUACAGGCUGCUUGAAACAGAAUAGUUACACAUCAACUUCUUUCUAUUUCUACCUUAUAACAUUUUAGCAGCUGUUAAAAAAAUUGCUCAGUAUUUUUUUUUCUUCUUAAUGAAGUCUGUUUCAUCUUAAACUUAAUUUCUUCUGAUGUGAAAAAAGGUUUUGUUUUUGUGUGUCUGCUUAAAUAGUUCUUUAGAUAAACAGCCAAAGAACGAUAAAAAAAUUAAUAAUGAGGAAAUACUGAAGAUUAAAGGGCAUGUUUCAUUUUCCUACAUUUCCCAUGUUUCCCUGGAACAGUCGCUAUUUCUACGUCAUAUGUUUUCCUCCGUCACGCGGCAGAGCCGUUGGAAGGACUACCCGGAGCAGCAGCGCUGUCAUGGCAGAUGAAGAGGAGUCGGCGCCGGAGCCCGCCGCUGUCUCUCCCCCGGGCAGCCCUCACACGGGCCGGCCUCUCUCCGUUUCUUUCUCCGAGAGCGUCCAGCCGGCCGUCGGGAUGAUGAGCCAACUGCUGUCCCAGCCGUCCUCCCUGAAGUUUGACAAAAACAUCAAGCAGGCCUUCUACAACACUGGGGCGAUGAUCUUCGUGGCUAUCUGCUGCGGGGCGGCUGUCCUGGUGUACUUCAUCCUGGAGGCCUUCCUCCGCCCGCUGCUCUGGGCAGUGCUCUGCGGCACCUUCCUCCACCCUUUCAAGCACUCCCUGGCUCGGCUCGGCCGCUCGUGGCUCAGCGGCCUGCAGGACACCGGGACGCCCAUCGUCGUGGGGACCCUGCUGGUCCCGGUGUGGUGCGUCAACUACGGGGUGGAGGAAAUGGGCAAGCUGGUACUAAAGAGGCUGACGGUGCUGCUGGUGAUCGGGGCGGGGGCGCCGCUGGCUUACUUCCUCUACCUCUUCUGGAGUGUCAUCGGCAUGCAGGUGAUCCUCGGACAUGUCUGCUGGGUCAUCGGGGUCCUGCUGGACUGUUUCCACGUUGUGUGGGUGUGCAGUGUCGUGUUUGGCUACUUGCUGGCCGUCUGUCUCAAGUGGAGUCCCCAGACUGAGUGCUACCUGAGAGCCAUGGCGCUUCCCGUCUGGGCUGUUCUGCUCUUCUACAUCGUUUCUCUGACCGGGUCGUGGAGGGUGCCGAUAUUUAUGGUGGUGGUGGCGCUCCUCAUUGUGGGCUCCCUGGAGAAACCCCCUGUUCCAGGAAAAGGAGAGCUGCCGGGACAGAUGCUCUCGCUGGCUGCCAACACGAUUUUCAUGGCCAUUUCCUGCAGCAACCUGCAGCCAAAAGCAGAGUCCAGUGAGGCUUCCAGCACAGUAGGUCCCGUGCCCCCCACGCCGGGCUUCCCUCGCCCCCUAAAGUCCAGCCUCCAGCUGAAAGAGAAAAGCAGUCGGAAGUCCAGCGACAUCUACUUCAUCUUGCUGGUCUGGGCCAUCGUGCUGGUCCAGAUGUGGCUCAACUUCUGGAUCCUCCAGCUGCUGCCCAUCCCUGUGGCUGUUUGGGUGUUGAAGAAGCUGAUGGUCCGCUUUGGUGUGAAGAGCUUCGCAGAGCGGACUCUGAGCUUGUGGUGGACCGUGUUGGAGAAGUUCGUAUGGGAACGCGAAGAGGCCUUGUUGCCUGGACCAAUCAAAGGCCUCGCUCAGUUCCUGCUGCGUGUUGACACCAAGCUCUGGCAUUGGCUUAACAAGCAGAUGAUCGUGUGGCUGGAGCGAUCGCUGGACAAAAUCAUCAGCAUCUUCAUCAUCUUCCUCCUGGUCACAGGGACUCUGCUCAUGGCUCUUCUGCUCACUGCUAUGGUUCAUCACGAAAGCGCUCACAUCGUUGAAGUUGCCAGUAACCUCAUCAACGAGACUCUUUCCAACCAUCCAGAAUGGGCUAAUUUGCUUCCAGAAGCUCGUGUCGUGCAGAAAGCUCUGAAUUCAGCUGCUACUAAUGUCUAUCAGCACGGGAGAGAAUGGAUAACACAGAAGCUUCAAAAGAUGUUGGGGGAUAAGGUGAACAACACAGCGAUGAUCGAGAAGCAGGUGUUGGAGCUUUGGGACCGACUUUACCACUCCUGGUUCGUGAAGGUGUGUGACACCAGCCGCCUGUUAAUCUGCAUGUUUUCGAUUCGUAUGUGGAAUUAUCAUCGGCUCGUUGCUGCAGAACGUGACCCACAGCGGGCGGCACCGCGUGCAGAAGAACAUGGCGCACAGACAGAACAGUUGGCUGGGGGACAUCCUGGACUGGAAGGACAUCGCCUCUUUCGUGCAGGAAAACAUCGAGACGCUGCUGUCUAUCCUGGAGUCUCUGUGGGUGGUGAUGAGCAGGAACGUCGGCCUCCUCUUCUCCACCACCACCACCCUCUUCACCGUGUUGUUCCACAGCGGCACGGCGCUGCUCAACUUUGCGCUGAGUCUGGUGAUUUUCCUCACCACUCUGUUCUACCUGCUGAGCUCCAGCGGCGAAUACUACAAACCCGUCAAAUGGGUCAUCAACCUGACGCCGCUCUCGCAGCCCGGACCCUCCUCCAACAUCAUCGGCCAGUCCGUGGAGGAGGCCAUCAGGUUUGCGUCGCGACUGCGAAUAAUAAUGAGACACGAAAGACCUUCCUUCACGUGGAUGACGGUCGAUGUUUGCGUUACAGAGGGGUGUUCGACGCCUCCUUCAAAAUGGCGGGCUUCUACGGCCUCUACACCUGGCUCACUCACACCAUCUUCGGCAUCAACAUCGUCUUCAUUCCCUCCGCUCUGGCCGCCAUCUUGGGCGCCGUGCCUUUCCUGGGGACGUACUGGGCGGCGGUGCCGGCUGUGUGCGACCUGUGGCUGGCUCAGGGCGAAGGGGUCAAGGCCGCGCUGCUGCUCAUCUGCCAUCUGCUCCCGACGUAUUUUGUGGACACGGCCAUCUAUUCGGAUAUAUCGGGGGGCGGCCAUCCGUACCUCACAGGCCUGGCAGUCGCAGGUGGAGCGUACUAUCUUGGCCUGGAGGGGGCGAUAAUCGGCCCCAUCCUCCUCUGCAUCCUGGUGGUGGCAGCAAACAUCUACAGCGCCAUGCUGAUGAGUCCCAGCUCUGCACUCCCCACACCAGUCCAGCCGAACUGGCCCACACACCCCAUGAGUACCUUUGCAGAGUCCACUCCCUCUGUGCUGAAGACGACCUCUGACUCAAAGUGAGGGUGUGUAUCCCUGCAGAACGUCACACGGGUCAGGGACUCGCUUCCCGCCUGGCAGCCUCCAGAAGCUCGACCCGGACCAAGAAGAAGAAGAGGAGGAGACGCUGCGAUUGCCGGUGCUGUCCCAGAGCGUCCCAGAGCCAGCAGGCAUCCUGAUCCCAAAUCCAGAGCAACGCCAGCACUCUGCGUUUCCGAUGAGAAGUCAAUUUCCAUCACCUUUCAGAACUCAGUGCCUAAUUUAUUUUGUAAUAUUGAAC
This is a messenger RNA of Poecilia latipinna (sailfin molly), 3475 nucleotides long. It is a transcript of the gene tmem245, whose product is annotated as transmembrane protein 245. The record is from RefSeq and is a predicted model, not a curated record. The transcript has 16 exons. Lineage: Eukaryota; Metazoa; Chordata; Actinopteri; Cyprinodontiformes; Poeciliidae. The coding region runs from base 343 to 3219 and encodes 958 amino acids.